AUGGUGCCGUCGUCGAAACCAUGGGAUGAUAGAGGUUCGCUCAAGGUGAUUAUUCGUCUGUUUGCAUGGGCGGGCGGGCGCGCAAACGUGCACGCAGCCGCCAGCAGUUCGAGUUCCUCUCGUCUUCUCACGAACUUGAGGGCAUCCCCAUAUUGCCAGACGCGUGCGCUCAAGACGCGCACACAGUCUCCCGCGGCCUCCCACUCGACCGUACCACCCCCUCUUUCACCUAACCGUGAGCCGGGAAUGUGGUGGGUGCUCGCUCUCUCGCCGCUGGGCAAAGGCGAAAGUCGCAAGUACCUUCCAUGGCUCGUCAGGGAGGGCAGGGCCGAACCAGUAGGAAGGGCGCUUGGACGAGAAAACCUGGGACGAAGACUCGACGGGAGGGUGGCCAAGGAGGGCACUCGGACAGCAAGAAGGCGGAUGGCCGACACAGUUUGGUUUGGCGGUACGUUGGAGAAUUGGCUCGAGAUCCUCGUGUGGGCAUGA
Molecule: messenger RNA, 489 nt
Organism: Colletotrichum paranaense
Lineage: Eukaryota; Fungi; Ascomycota; Sordariomycetes; Glomerellales; Glomerellaceae
Exons: 2
Coding region: 1-489 (162 amino acids)
Source: RefSeq, a predicted model, not a curated record